AUGAAUGUACUUGGUGCACUGCAGAGAGCAAAUAUCAAGAAAAGAUGCUUUAAUGAGAACCUCAAGGGUUCAAUUUUAAUCAAAUCUGCAGAUUUUUCAUGGGAAUGUAAUGUAUCGAAGCCAACACUGAGAAACAUAAAUUUAGAGGUUAGACGUGGACAAAAGAUUGCUAUUUGUGGAGAAGUUGGCUCGGGAAAAUCAACUCUCUUGGCAGCAAUUCUUGGUGAAGUUCGUAACACUAAUGGAAAUAUUUCAGUUUAUGGGAAGUUUGCUUAUGUUUCUCAAACAGCAUGGAUACCAACGGGGACAAUACGGGAAAAUAUUUUGUUUGGAUCAACUAUGGAUGUUCAAAGGUAUCAAGAGACACUUAGUAGAUCUUCAUUGGAGAAGGACCUCGAGUUGUUUCCUCAUGGUGAAUUCACUGAAAUAGGAGAGAGAGGAGUUAACUUGAGUGGAGGUCAGAAACAAAGAAUUCAACUUGCACGUGCUCUUUAUCAGAAUGCUGAUGUAUAUCUCUUAGAUGAUCCAUUCAGUGCUGUUGAUGCACAUACUGCCACAAAUUUGUUUAAUGAAUACAUAUUGGAAGGUCUUGCAGGGAAGACAGUCUUACUGGUGACUCAUCAAGUUGACUUUCUCCCAGCAUUUGACUCAGUUUUGUUGAUGUCAGAUGGGAAAAUCCAACAAGUUGCCCCUUAUCACCUUGACACACCUUCGUUUGAUAUUAGACCCAUAGUCGUCUGGUGUACAUAUCAUACUUUGUCUAUUCAGUUGGCUUGGUUUGUCUGA
Molecule: messenger RNA, 786 nt
Organism: Cajanus cajan (pigeon pea)
Lineage: Eukaryota; Viridiplantae; Streptophyta; Magnoliopsida; Fabales; Fabaceae
Source: RefSeq, a predicted model, not a curated record